This is a messenger RNA of Ipomoea nil (Japanese morning glory), 1521 nucleotides long. RefSeq lists its product as uncharacterized. The record is from RefSeq and is a predicted model, not a curated record. The transcript is spliced from 3 exons. The coding region runs from base 1 to 1521 and encodes 506 amino acids. NCBI's taxonomy places the organism in Eukaryota, Viridiplantae, Streptophyta, Magnoliopsida, Solanales, Convolvulaceae.
AUGGUAUCAGAGCCACGGGCCAGUUAUGCUGCUGUGGUAACCGGAGCUGGAGAGUCCAGUGAAGGAACGCCUGUCGCUCAACCUCCCGGCAACGGUUCUCCGGCGAUUGAUCCUCGGCGAAGUCAGAGCAACAGAGAAGACAUAGACAACCCUCUGUACUUGAAUAGCAACGAGAGUUCUAAUGCCGUCCUUGUUAGCCCACCCCUUUCCGGCAGCGCAAACUACGUGACCUGGAGCAUCUCAAUGCGAGUCGCACUUGAGGUGAAGAAUAAAUGGGGAAUCGUAGACGGAAGCAUCCUAGCCCCAGACAGAUCGCACAGCCAGUACGCAGCAUGGAGGCGCUGCAAUCUGAUGAUCUGUUCGUGGAUUUGCAGAUCAGUCCAUCCAUCCAUGGUGCAGAGCAUCGUCUACAUGGAUGACGCCAAAGAGGUGUGGAACGAUCUGAGGAAGAGAUUCGCUCAGCGAGAUGCUCUCCGUAUCUCCAUUUUGCAAGGCGAGAUUUAUGCUUUGAAACAGGGAAGUUUCACAGUGAAUGAGUAUUACACCAAAUGCAGAGCGCUUUGGGAGCAGAUGAAUGAGCUGAGACCUAUCCCGAUAUGCAAAUGUCUUCCACGAGGCUCCUGUGAUCUCCUUGCCGAGAUCAAAAGUGAACGGGAAGUUGAUCGCAUCAUCAGAUUCCUCCAAGGUCUGAAUGACGAAUUUAACUCUCUUAAAUCUAACGUGUUAGUCCUUGAUCCUUUGCCAGAUAUUCAUAGAGUGUUUGUGAUGGCCGAGAAAUCUGAGAGGCAAAUGAACCUUGUUCACAUGACUGGCCUAGAGGUCAGCCAUGCCAAUGCAACGCAAUCUGAUCCGGUUCCUAGUGAAGAAACCAUUGCUGCCGUUAACUACUCCAAUGGCAGGAAGUACAUGAACAACAAUACACACACCAGGUCGAAAUGUACGUAUUGUGGUAUGAAUGGCCAUAUGGUUGAAAAGUGCUAUAAGAAGCACGGCUAUCCCCCGGUUGGGUGCCCGGUUUCAAGUCAAAAGCCAGGCAACAAAUGGCAGCAGCUUCCACAAGCAACGAUGAAUCAAGCUGGACAGAGCCUUCCUUCUACCACUGCUGCCAUAACACUCACACCUACCUUCAAGGAGGAUUCUCACAAUGAACGUAACUACUCAAUUAAUACUCAUAUUAAUUCUGUUAGUUUGGAAUCUUCUGCCUGGCUACUGGAUUCGGGAGCUACUGACCACAUAGCAUGCUCCAUAAAUAUGUUCAAUGAUUAUCACUCAGUAAAAGGGGCAGUAGUAAAUCUGCCAAAUGGAAAGCAUAUUCCAGUACAACACAUUGGGAAUAUAAGAUUGAAUGAUGACUUAUGGCUGAGAAAUGUUUUGCAUAUUCCAGAAUUUCAGUUCAAUAUUCUAUCUGUUGCUAAGUUGCUUCGAGAUUCAUCUUAUACUCUAGUCUUUACUGCUGAUCAGUGCUCUGAUACCAUGAUGGAGCAACGAUCAGAGAAGAGGAAAGAAAGAUACAGAAUAUAA